CAUACAAUAUUGCGGCGCACUAACUAGGACCCAUUAUGACCUACAAGUACCAUUUUUCAGACAAAUCCGUGAAGAAAUGUGGUGAAAAAGUGUGGCAAAAAUCAUCAAAAUACCGAAUAUCGGGAUGUACCGUUAUAUGAGGACUAUACCAAAACGUUAUAUGGGGACUAUACCAAAACGACCGAUAUAUCUCAUUUUCAAUACCAACCAUCCUAGAUACAGUCGUGUGAAGUCGGGUAAAUUUUAGUUUUUAUGUUUAGUACAUGUUAUCGUUAACAACCUGUAAACAUUUUUAGAAAUAUUUUACGGAAGGCACCCCGAAAUAUUUCACGGAAGGCACCCCGCGCAAGAAUACGAUCUACACAUAAUACAUAAAAAUGCAUUUAUACAAAGAUAUACGGAGAAAAUAUAACACAACCACAAUCAACAAAAUAAAACAAUAUUCAAAAUGUAACAGGCAAACAGCAUCGUUGUCCGCAUCAGUUACAUUUUUAAUAAAAUGCAGAAACAUUGGUAUUAUACCAAACUUCAUACACAACACAACCAAAAACACUUACAAUAUGUUCAAAGCAAACGACAAAAUACCGCCAAAUUUAUUAACUUCUUUAAAAACACACAACUAUAAUUUUCACUUAAAACUACUCAAACAUCUAAUACAACACAAACAUAAAGAACUGCACAAAAACAAAAUCACAGUUACAAAAACCAAAGAAACACUUCAACAAGUAAUGGACGAGAACGAUUUUUCUCUUCUCAUGGAGAGCGAAAAUCAUUUACAUAAAACACACAACAACAAUAACAAAACAAGACACGUCAGGAAAUACGAAGCACUGCUACAAAAACAACGCGAAAAACUCAACAUUAAACACAACAAUGAGUGGUUUUCGAACAACACAAGCACAGUCAUACCUGAAGAUAUUCAGUGGCUACUUUCGUUGGAACCAAAAUAUGCGUUACCAACAACAAAAGCAUCAUUCCCUUUAUUAAAUGUAAUAGCAGAGAGCGAGGAGUGCGUGCAAACUUUAAUCAAUAAGGAAGAUCAAGAAAACGGGAGAAUAAAACUAGUCUCUCUGAUUGACGACCACUUACAACGGACAAAACUGAGUAUAAGAGAUAAAAUAAUAAUUGACACAGUGGGUAGAAUAAAACAAUUUUUAAAACAAAACAAAGAUAUCUUAAUUUUAAAUGCCGAUAAAGGGGGAAAGACUGUUGCUAUGUAUAAGAAUGAAUAUGAUACCAAAAUGAAGAAUAUACUGCGGGACAUGUGCAUAAAUAGACGACUAAAACGGGAUCCAACUUAUAACCUACAAAAUAAAAACAACAAAUUGACGGAGAAAUUACUAAAAAUAAAUAUCAUAAAUGUUUUUGAAAAAAAAAAAAACAAAUUGAGUACAAACACAGCAGUUGCGCCAAGAAUUUACGGACUACCCAAAAUCCAUAAAGAAGGAAACCCACUUAGACCGAUAUGUUCAUCAAUAAACUCCCCAACAUAUGAGCUUUCCAAAUACAUCGUGGAUAUUUUAAAACAUUUGACAAAGGAUUCUAGUUAUAAUAUGAAAGACGCGCUGGAUCUAAAAGACAGAAUUAAAGAAGUAAAAAUUGAAGAGGACGAAAUCUUAUUAUCUUUUGACGUUGUAUCGCUAUUUCCCAGCAUACCUAUACAUUUAGCUUUGAAAACAAUAGCAGAAAAAUGGGACAUUAUUAAAACACAUACACAAAUUCCGAAGGACCUCUUAAUAGAAAUACUGACUCUUUGUAUAAAAGAAUCAAGAUAUUUUAUGUAUGAUGACAAGGUGUAUGAACAGAAUAAAGGACUUCCUAUGGGAUCUCCUGUGUAACCGAUUAUUGCGGAUAUCGUAAUGGAGGAGUUAUUGGACGCUACAAUGGGAAAAAUGAUGACAAAGCCAAAAAUAUUGAUUAAAUAUGUUGACGACCUAUUUUGCAUUGUAAAGAAAACGGAAAUUGACAACACUUUAAAUGUUUUAAACUCCUAUGAUAGAAAUGUGCAAUUUACCCACGAAAGCGAAGAACAAGGAAAGCUAGCAUACUUGGACGCCCUUAUAAUUAGACAAGGCAAUGAACUGAUCCUUGAUUGGUAUCAAAAACUGACAGCUUCAGGACGACUUAUCAACUAUUAUUCAAAAGAUCCAAGACGAAUAAAAAUAAAUACAGCCGUAAAUUUUAUUAAAAGGGUACAUAGCAUAAGCGACGAACGUUUUCAACAAAAAAAAACGAACAGCGAAUACGUAAUAUCCUUCAAAACAACGACUUCCCGAAUAACACUAUUGACGAUCUUAUAAAAGGCGCAAAAAACAAUAACAAAAUCAAAACGAGGGAUACAAUGAAAAAAUUAUACAAGCCAGUUACAUACAUAUCUGGACUUUCGGAGCGAUUCUGCGACUCCAACAUUUAUAAUAAGGACAAGUAUCAAUUAGCCUUUAAAUCUAAGAAUAACGUCAACUCUUUAUUUAGCAAAACAAAAUCGAAAAUAAAAAAAGAAGAUAAGUGUAAUGUAGUAUAUAAGAUAAAAUGUGCAGGGGACGAAACUAACAUAUGCCAGAAGGUAUAUGUUGGUACAACAAAAAGCAAACUUAAGACUAGACUAUCUGGACACAAGUCAGAUCAAAAAACGGACAAACCACUAGAACAAAAGACGCGCUUGCGUCACAUUGCACGAUGACUGGCCAUAAACCAAAUUUUAAAGACGUUAAAAUACUGACACAAGAAAAUAAUUAUAAAAGACGUUUUACUCUUGAAAUGUUAAAUAUUAUAAACAUACCAACAGAUGUUAGAAUGAACUAUAAAACUGAUACUGACCACUGUGCACACAUUUAUAGGAACUUAGUUCAAAAGCAUAGACAGACAAAAAUUUAGUUUAGCAUAGACGGUGAAACAAGACUGUUGCUUUUCUCAAUAAAAAUUUUUUCCCUGAAGAUGACUGUCGAAGACAGUCGAAAUAUCGGAAAAUAAAAACCAAAAUUAUAAAAAUAAAACACUGAUGUUUUUCAAUUGACCUUAAGCCAAAAUAAAGUUAAUAAGAAUCAAUAUACAGGUCAACAAUAAAAAACAACAACAAUAUUUUACGCCCCUUUUUUGAAGUUUGGCUUCAAUCGAGCAAAAAAUAUUAAAAACAUUGCUAAUUUACUGGAACUCAUUUUUCAUAAAUUUGGAAUAGAAUCUGCUGAAUACAACCUACAAGUUAAAAAAAUAGAGAAAUGAUCCGCAGUUUAUGCAAAAAAAUUUAACAAAAAAUGGAUUGCUGCCUGUAGAAAUAGAAAAAUUUUGGAGCAUCGUCACGCUGAAUGGCUAAAUACAACUGUUGAUUUUAAUAUGGAAUAUGAUAAAAUUACUUUGAAUUCGGGUAAUUUCAAAUUACGAGGACGGCCACCUAAGUUCUUUUCGGAAUCAUGCUCACGUUCAAAGGUACAUAAAGGUAUCUGCAAUAGUUGGAAAUACUACAAGCAAGAAUUAUAAAUCGCCGCACGGAUGAGCUCAUAUAAAUCAGGUGAAAGGGAUGCAGCUGAUAAAAGCAAUUGUAAAAUCGCGAAAAAAAGCUUCAACUUUAGAAAAAAAAUUAUCUUAUCCUCAAGUUACACCCACCUUAUAUUCAGCUGAUGAAGCAUUGGUAUUUUAUGUUGACGGGAGUAGAUGAAAGAAUUAUUAAGAAUUUUAACAUAAUCCUUUCAACAAUGGCUUGUGGUUAUGCUUUUAAUAUCGAGGCAUUUAAUAAUAUUGAUCACGAAACAGCAAAACUGUUCUUAAAAUUGUAAACAUGGUUCUACAUGCCCUCAAGUAUUCAUAGGAUAUUAGUACAUGCCGCCUUAUGGUAUGUUAUCGGAGGAGGUAUGGAGUCAAGAAAUAUGGAUUUCCGGAAUUAUAGGAAGAUGUCACGUGAAAAAAACAUGAGAGGCCUUUUUAACAGAUUUUUGAUUUCUUCUGAUCCUGUAAUAUCAAGAUAAUCUCGGAGUACUUACAUCAGCUGUCGGCAAAGUGAGCCUCUAACAAAAGACAUAUUUAGCUUGUUACAGGAUCCAUUGCUACCAACUAGCUACAAAUCAAACGAGAAUUCAGAUCUUGAAAGUGAUGGAGAUUAUUAAAUAAAAUUAAAUUAAUAAAUAAAAAUAAAAACAAUGCCUGUAUAUAUAAAUAAUAUAUUCAUUGAAAUAAAUCUUGUUUGUAAGUAAGUUUCUGAAUUAAAAAAUAUUUUGUUUACACAACUAUUUAAAACUAAAGUGUAACUCUGAUUUUAUGUCGAUUCGUAUCUAAAUGGAGCAUUGGAAAGCGAAAAUCUCCAAUUUUUAUUUUUUUCGCGCUGAAUUGUUGAUUUUUCCCACAGUGCUUCGCCUCCUCAUGUAGGUGAUCGACAUGUGUCAUGAGGAGGCACCCCGUUGCGGUUCUGCCCGGACUGAAUAUUUUUCCACUGCGUAGCACUACCGUUGGAGGACCACACCGGAGCCGCAUAGUUUACCACAGACCGACCUAUUGCAUUGUAAGAGGUCAACAAGGUUUCCUUAUCAGCUCCCCAAGUUCUGCCGGCCAGA
Messenger RNA from Musca domestica (house fly), 4541 nucleotides. RefSeq lists its product as uncharacterized. Bases 378 to 1838 code for a protein of 486 amino acids. The transcript has 2 exons. The record is from RefSeq and is a predicted model, not a curated record. Lineage: Eukaryota; Metazoa; Arthropoda; Insecta; Diptera; Muscidae.